AUGGCGUCCUCGUUAAAUCUGGGUGGGUUUCUGAGCUCCGAGCUGCAGACGCUGUCGACAGAGGCGCGGCGCAAGUUCCCCGACAUAAAAGAGGCAGCCGAGCGCGUCAUAGUGAUCCUGCGCGGGAUCAAAAGCACAUCAACCACAGCAAGCACAGCGGCCGAGCUACGUCAGCACCCGGAGGUCGUGCGGCCAUUCAUCCUAGCCUGCCGCCACAGCAGCGCUUCAGGCGGCAGCAGCAGCAGCAGCACGCGGAUGAUCACGACGGCACUGCAGAGCCUGCAGCAGCUGGUGUCGGCGCGCGCAGUGUGUGAUCGGAGCAUUGGCGAGGUGCUCAGGGAGCUGAGGCAGAUGGCCGGGCUGGGCGCGGACGUGCAGGUGAAGGUGCUGCAGAUGGUGCUGCCGCUGGUGACGCUGUACGCGGACUGCGUUGUGGGCGAGGAGCUGGUCGAGGCGCUGCACGUGUGCUUGGCGCUGCAGCGGUCGCGCGACGCCAUCGUGGCCAACACGGCCGCGGCCAUCCUGCGCCAGGCCGUCGAGCAGGUGUUUGCGCGCGUGGCGCAGGAUGAUUUGCUGGAGGCGGCCGGGCAGCACGUGAGGGGCGCAAUGGAUGCCAGCAGGGACGCCGAGCCGCACGCCGGCAUGGACGCCGAGCCGCACGUGAAGCGCGUGGCCGAGCUGCACGCCAGCGACGCGCUGUUCAUCCUGCAGGACCUGUGCCUGCUGGCGGCCGGCCACGAGCCGGUGUUCUUGCAGGCGGCCGGCGGCGCGGACAAGCGGCUGGUGCUGGAGCUGCUGGAGUCGGUCCUGGCCAACCACGCGGCGGCAGUGGCGCGGCAUCCGGCAAUGGCGCUGGUGCUGCGCGAGCGGCUGGCGCCGUUCAUCGUCGGGUUCUUCGCCGACCGCGCGCCGUUCACGCUGGCCGUGCGCAGCAUCCGCAUCGUGUGGCUGUUUGUCCGCCACCUGCACGGCGCCAUGGCGGCCGAGUGCGAAGUGUUCCUGGGCAUCCUCGCGCGGCUGCUGGCGGCCGAGUCGCCGCUGCCGCCGUUCUACCGCGUGCUCGCGCUCGAGACCGUGCGAAGGGCCGCCGAGGACCACGCGCUGCUGCGCGCGCUGUUUGCGCAGUACGACGGCAGCGCGCAGCCCGACGACUGCCACGUCAUCCGCGACCUCGUGGCCGCCACCGCACGCGUCGUCGCCGACGGAGUUCCGCCCGAGCCGGCAGCAGCGGCGGGCGACGUGCUGCCGGUCAGCGCGGCGUGCGGCGUGCGCACGCAGAUGCACAAGCUGCUGGACAAGGCCGAGCCGCCGGCCGUGCCUGCGGCGUACCUGUUUGCGCAGGCGCUGGCGAGCAUCGCGGCGCUGGCCGAUGCGCUGGCGGAGGCCACGGGCGGCCAGGCGCCGGCGGAGGCCACGGGCGGCCAGGCGCUGGCGCUGGCGCUGGCGACGCAGGCGUGGCCGGCGCUGCUGCCGGCGAACGCGGCUGCGCUGGGCGCGCGGCUCGACGACGAGAUGUUUGCGCGCGCGCUCGGCUCGGCGCAGGCGCUGGUGUGCGUGUGGGGCGCCGCGGGGCUGCGCGAGCCGCGCGACCAGAUGCUGCGGCUGCUCUGCCAGCUUGCGCGCCCGGCGGCUGCGGCUGCGCCCGGCGGACUUCCGUCGCCAGAGCGGCACGCGCUGUGCCUGCGGGCCGUGCUGGAGUGCGCGUGCCGGCUGGCGGCCGAGCUGCAGGACGCGUGGGCGCCGGUGCUGGGCGCGCUGCUGGACACCGAGGACGCGGCGGCGCCCGUGGCUGCAGGCGGGCCCGUGCGCCAGGCCGCGGCGCGGAUGCUGGCUGCGGCUCGCGACGCCGGGCCGCCGGCGUACCUGUGCGUGCUGCGCGCGCUGGUGCGGCUCGGCUCGGACGCGGCCGGCGUGCCGGUGUCCGAGGCCGUGGCGGCGGCGCUUCCGCCAUCGCCGCCGCUGGCGGAAGCGCCGCCGCAGGCUGACCGGCCGGUGCCGGCCAUCGAGCGGCUGCGCGCGUUCGUGGUGGCCAGCGACGCGGUGCUGAUGGACAGCGCGGCGUGGGACAUCGUCACGCAGCACCUCCUGGCGGCCGCACUGUGCGGCGACGCUGCAGCGCACGUGCGCGCGCAGGCCAGCGGCGCGCUGGCCGACAUCGUGCUGGCGGCCAUGGAUCUGGCCGGCGCCGCUAAAAGCCCGUCCGCGGCUGGCACCGGCUCGGGCGCCUCGCCCGAGGCCGCGCAGCUGCGCAUCCUGACGCCGCUGGCGCAGCUUAUGGGCGCGCACGUGGCGGGCUUCGCCACGGGCCACCGCUUUGCGGGCACCGUUGAGGUGCGGCGGGUGGCGCUGGACACGCUGCACCGGCUGCUGCAGGCGUCGGGCCACGCGGUUGUGCGCGCGUGGGACGUGGUCUUCGACAUCGUGCAGGCGGUGUUUGCGCAGCCGGGCGCGCUGGUGGCCAGCGUGUUCCCGUGCGUGCAGCUUGUGUGCUCGGACUACCUGGCCGACCUGCCGCCGCGCUGCCUGCGCCGCUGCAUCGAGGUGCUGGCGCAGUUCGGCCGCCAGCGCGACGACCUGAACAUCGCGCUGGCGGCUGUCGGCCAGGCCUGGGCGCUGUGCGACUUCCUGCAGUCCGACUCCAUGCGCACAGCCGCCGAUGCCCGUGCUGGCGCCGCGGCAGACCCGCCCGAGCUGACCAGCCGCCGCCUGGCUGGCGUGCCUGGCCAGGACGCGGCGCUCGAGGCGAUCGUGCAGUCGUGGUGGGCCGAGGACCUGCCGGGCGGCAGCGGCGGCGGGGCGUUGCGGACGCGCCAGGUGCUGUGGAUCCUUCUGCUGCAGGCGUUGGCGGCGCUGGGCCGCGACGCACGCCACGAGGUGCGGCUGGGCGCGAUCCAGACGCUGUUCCGCACGCUGGACGCGCACGCCGCGUGCCUCGACGCGUGGCUGUGGGACGCGACCAUCUGGGCCGUGGUGCUGCCGCUGGCGCAGUACGCGGUGGCCGAGCGCACGCGCGUCUUUGGGCUUGUGCGCAGCGGCAGCAUCGACGGGCUGCUGGGCGAGGCCAGCGAGGGGUCGCUGCGCGUUGCUGAGCGCAGCGGCGUGUGCCUGGAGGACCCGCGCCGGCUGCUGCGCAAGCAGUGGGACGAGACCGCGGCGACGGCGAUGAUGGGCGCCGCCAGGACCUGGGCCGACCACGCGGCUGUGUGGGCGGUUGGUGGCGCUGAGCACGCUUGGCGCCAUCUGUGGGAGCUGGUGGGCGUGUUUUUGGUUGGCGGCGGGGGUUCUGCCGCCGUGGCCGAUCGGGCGGCGCUGCGGUCGCGGGACAGCGUCGGCGCGGCCAUCGACUGCGCCGGUGUGCUGGCCGGCUGCGCCUACGCGGGCGCGGCCGCCGACUGCGUGCGGACGCCCUGGGACGCGUGGCUGCAGAUGACGCGCCGGCUGACUGACGUGCCUGUGGAUGCCGGCGCCGACCUCAACUGCGCUUUGGACAGCGGCGGCUCGGUGGUUGUCAGCCAGGAGACGCUGUGCGCGCUCCUGCGCCUGUGCCCUGCGCUGCUGGCGCAUCUGCGUGAGGCCGGCGCCCUGCAAUUGGCCGACUGCCAAGCGCUGGUGGCGCUGCUUCGCCGCCUGCUUUUCUUCCCCGACGCUCCGCUGCUGUCGCUGCCCUCCGACGCCGCUGGGAUGACUAGGCUGCAGGCGCUGGCCUUGGACAUGGUUGCCUUGGUGCAGCGGUCGCAGCCGGCGCUUGCGCUGGCCGAGCUGGCCAUGCUGGCCGUCGCGCCCUACGCCAUCCGCCCCCGCCGUGCCCAGGCGGCACCCGGGGGGCGAGGCCGCAGUGCCAGUGCGUCUGGCUGCGAGGGGAAUGGCGGCGAUGCGCUGGGCGUGUCUGCAGACCUGCUCGAGCACGCUGUUGUUGGCCGUGCAGCUGCUGCCUUUGCCGGCGCGCUCGCGCGGUCGGAGCAUCUUUUGGCUCUGCGAAUCGAGGCCCAAAAGAAGCCCAGCGGUGCUGUGCCGGCGCCCACGCUGGUUGCACUGGGCGUGGCUGCGCUGGGCCGCCUGGGAGACGCGCUGCGCGCUGGGGAUGGUGCUGAGCUGCUGCUGCUGCUGCCGCAGCUGCUGCUUGAUGGCAGCUGGCUGGACGCCAUCACGGCGAUGGGGCUGCAUCUGGUCCACCCUCUGCACUGCGCGGCGCCCAAUGAUCCGGCGGGACAGCCGAAGCCAGUGACAAAGGCCAGUGUCUCCGCCACUGCCUCGUCUGCCACCGCCACUGACUGGUUUGUGCAGGACAUGCCCCCUGCCAUGCUUCUUCUGCGCGCUGCGCAGCGGGAUGAGCCGUCCAAGGAGAGCGCGCAGAAGAUGCGCCGUGGCCUCUCGCAGGCAUGGGCAGCCACAGGCACAGUACUGGCGCUGGCGCUGGGCAUGCCCUUGGGAGACGCCUCUCUGGCCAGCGGCACGCCGCCUGUAGCGCUGCAGACGCAGAUUCUCAUGCUUGAUGCUGUGGUGAACGCGGGCCUGCGGUAUGUUGCCGAUGACCUGCCUGGCACGCCGGCUCCCGUCGAGAUGGCCUUGUACUGGGACCUGCUGGUGCGUGUGCUUGAGUGGGGCGCGCAGAUGGCGUCGGAGCCUGCUGUGCUGUCGUGCGCGGACACGUCGGAUGCUGACUGCAGGCAGCAGGGGCUGACCGUGGCAUGCUUCAGGUGGCUCUUCUGCAUGUCCGUGGACCAGCAGCAGCCCACUAUGCCGCUGUGGGUGGCUACGGCGGCGGCACCGACUUUGGUGACCCAGUGCCGGGCUGUGUUCCAGCGCUUUGUCGCCGACAAGCUUGUGCUUGGGAAAUCAAGCCCGAUGCCUGUGUCGCAUGUUGAGCUGCUGUGCCUGGUGCUCAACGACCUGGUUCUGCUCGACUGCUACCCGGCGGCACUCGCCCAGGCCAAGCAGAAAUGUGGUUGUGAGAAUAGCAGCAGCGUUGUCACGGCUUUUGUCGGCCAGGCAACAGCAGGCAAGUCCGCGCAUAUUUUUGCGCUGUAUGAUGAUCUGCUUGAUCUGAUUCCGCUUGUUGCUGGCUCUCCUGCGCUUAUUGUGCCGGUUCAAAAGUGUCUGCGCCGAAUGUCGCCGAAAACAUUCGGUUAA
This is a messenger RNA of Kickxella alabastrina, 5130 nucleotides long. RefSeq lists its product as uncharacterized. The record is from RefSeq and is a predicted model, not a curated record. The coding region runs from base 1 to 5130 and encodes 1709 amino acids. The transcript has a single exon. NCBI's taxonomy places the organism in Eukaryota, Fungi, Kickxellomycota, Kickxellomycetes, Kickxellales, Kickxellaceae.